AUGCCUCCCGGUGCACUACCGGGCUCUCUCAUUCACAACACCGAGCGAAGUAGGAGCCGCCAGCGCCUGGAACGAGGUCCAGCUAUUCCUUCCAUCGAUCUCUCCACGCUGGAGGGUCCUCCUUUCGAAGAUCCGAGAUCCAGUCACUCCAUGCAUACUCCAGGCAUCAGCCGCUUGAAUCAAUCGGCACAUGCAAGGCAGUCUGUCAACCUUCACACCCUUUAUAACAAGCCGUUACCCCCAAGACCCGCAUCGGCAGAUCCAGCAACCCCGAGGCGGGGGCUGUCCCCGGUGCGCGUCAACGUCAAUUUUCGCAGACGUGAUCACGAGGCUGGAUCCUCGCAGUCGCAGCACAGCACCCAGUUAGGUCGUGCACCUGUCCGUCAACGUCAACAGGGCUCUGGUCCUUCUGGUCCUGGUCCUUCUGGCCCUGUAUUGCGUGAGAUGACCGCGUCAGGUCCAGGCGGAUCCACUCAUCGCACAUCACCACCUUCGAUGGACACACAUCUUCAAGUUGUUGGACCACGGGGAGCAACGCGAACUCACAGUACGCCGCUCCCUUGGCAGGAACAUGGGCAGCUUUGGAUGCCCCAGCAACCGGCAUUGGUGAGAGACUCGUCCGCGCGGCUGACUCGCCCGCCGCAACUUGAGAUAUACACUGUCAGCGACUCGGAGGAGGAACGUUCUGUCCGAGAUUAUGAUCUAGUCUCCCCGCCCCCGCCGUAUGAGAGUCACGACUUUGAUUGUGAUCGUUGGGACCAGUCUCGGUUUGGCCCGCGGCUGCGAUAG
This is a messenger RNA of Penicillium diatomitis, 789 nucleotides long. RefSeq lists its product as uncharacterized. The coding region runs from base 1 to 789 and encodes 262 amino acids. Lineage: Eukaryota; Fungi; Ascomycota; Eurotiomycetes; Eurotiales; Aspergillaceae. The record is from RefSeq and is a predicted model, not a curated record. The transcript has a single exon.